Molecule: messenger RNA, 3027 nt
Organism: Durio zibethinus
Lineage: Eukaryota; Viridiplantae; Streptophyta; Magnoliopsida; Malvales; Malvaceae
Gene: BIR6
Product: Pentatricopeptide repeat (PPR) superfamily protein
Biological process (GO): RNA splicing
Molecular function (GO): protein binding
Source: RefSeq, a predicted model, not a curated record
UACUUGGACAAGGCUUAACCCAAAUUAUAUAGCUUGGCUGGGUUCGACCCACCCAAAACCGGGUUACUCUCCCUGACUCACACUCACAGCCUUGUUGUUGGCACUUCUCCAGCAAUAACCUAAUAUCCCCCUUCGCGAUUCCAAUCCUUGUCUAUGCUGCUGUGCCUCCUAAAUCCAAACACCAACUAUGAAUCGGUCCAAGGCAAUCGUCGCCUCUCUCAGAUUAGCAAACUCGCUUCUCUCCGCCCGGGUCAACUCAACUGCUUCCUUCUACUCUCAGGUGAGUCUCUUCUCCCGCCUCUCUUCACGUCUCUCAUUUCAACUACACCCUUCUCAUUUACCAAACACCCAUCAAAGGCUUUACUUCUCUACAAAAACCAACUCAUUGCUCCAACUCAUACUGAACAACGACUGGUCUGAUGAGUUAGAGACCGAGUUAGACAAGUUUAACUCAGCAUUGACUCAUGAAACUGUCGUCUACCUUCUUAAGAAACUCGAUAAAGACCCAAAAAAGGCAUCGAAUUUCUUCAAUUGGGCACGUGAUGAAAAUGGGUUUAAUCCCAAUUCUUCUGUUUAUAGCUUUAUGCUUAGAAUUUUGGCUAAUAAAGAUACAAUGAAGGAGUUUUGGAUAACUUUAAGGGAAAUGAAGGACCAAGGUUUUUAUCUUGACGAGGAAACUUAUUAUACAAUCCAUUCAUGUUUUAAAAAGAAUAAGAUGGGUAAUGAUGUUGUGGCUUUAACCCAUUUUUAUAAAAGAAUGCUUGAAGAGAAUGCUAAGGAUAGCGUUGCACAAAAGGUAGCCGAUGUUUUUUUGGGGCCUGAAUGGAGGAGUGAUGAGACUGAGAAAGAAUUGGAUGGUAUGAAAAUCGUUUUAUCUGAUAAUUUUGUGAUAAGGGUGUUGAAGGAACUUCGAAGUGACCCUCCGAAAGGCUUAAAGUUUUUCCGUUGGGCAGGUAAGUGUUCAAAUUAUAAGCAUAAUACGGUUACUUAUAAUGCUCUUUUGAGAGUUAUUGCAAGGCAUGAUUCUAUUGCAUUGUUUUGGAGUGUUGUUGAGGAGAUGAAUGGCGAAGGAUUCGAGAUGGAUAUUGAUACUUAUACAAAAGUUUCAAGGAAUUUUCAGAAGUUCAAGAUGUUGGAGGAUGCAGUUAAACUUUAUGAAAUCAUGAUGAAUGGUCCAUAUAAGCCUUCAGCUCAACAUUGCGGCUUACUCUUACGGAGCAUUUCUGGUGCUGAUACACAAGGUUUAAAUUUGGUAUUUAGAGUUGUGAACAAAUACGAGGCUGCUGGACAUACACUUUCUAAGGCUAUUUAUGACGGGAUUCAUCGCUCUUUAACCAGGGUGGGUAAAUUCGAUGAAGCAGCGAAUAUUAUGAAGGCUAUGAAAAAUGCUGGGUGUGAUCCUGAUAAUAUCACGUACAGCCAACUGGUCUUUGGACUUUGUAGAGCAAGAAGACUCGAAGAAGCCUGCAAAGUUUUGGAUGAAAUGGAAGCACAUGGAUGUAUUCCAGAUAUCAAGACAUGGACUAUUUUGAUUCAAGGUCAUUGUGAUGCUAAUCAAAUUGAUAAUGCAUUGAUGUGUUUUGCAAAGAUGCAGAAAAACUGUGACGCUGAUGCUGACUUGUUGGAUGUCUUAAUUAAUGGUUUUGUUAGUCAGAAUAGAAUAGAUGGUGCAUACAAAUUGCUCGUGGAGAUGGCAAAUAUAGUUCAUUUAAGACCUUGGCAAGCAACAUUUAAGAUUCUCAUCAAGAAGCUUCUGGGGAAAGGAAAACUUGAAGAAUCAAUGAACCUUCUUAAGUUGAUGAAGAAACAAAACUACCCACCUUACCCCGAGCCUUUCAUUCAAUAUAUUUCAAAGUUUGGGACUGUCGAUGACUCUAUGGAAUUCUUGAAAGCAUUGAGUGUGAAGGAAUAUCCGACCGUUGGAGCUUACCUUCAUGUUCUUGAAUCAUUUUUGGAGGAAGGGAGACAUUCUGAGGCCCAAGAUCUACUAUAUAAGUGCCCUCAUCAUAUUCGUAACCAUCCUAAAAUCUCUGAACUAUUUGGUACCAAAUCUACUGCUUGAUUAUUGUUUUGUUUUGUUUUGAUUUUUCUCUAAAUACUGAGAAACAGCUCAAACUAGAAUCUUACUUGUAGACAGAUGGAAUGGGCAAUUCCAUCUUACUAGGAAUUUUUUGGGGGGCAUUAUCUAUCUGAAGUAAAAUUGUCAUGAAUCUUAUUUGGGGAACUUCAGCUGACAAGUUGUAAGGUUUUGCAGUGUUCAUCUUAACUAUUGUUGUGGCUGGUUAAAUUUGGCUGAGCAGUUCCUUCCAGUGGCUCUAUAAAGAGUACGUGCAGUUAUUUUAGUUGGUUAAGGAUCGCUGGGACAAAAUUGUGGUUUUAACAUUGUCUUAAAACAGAUUUAUGAGUCGAAAGGAAUACUAAAUAAUUUUAAAGUGGUAGUAACAAACAAAAUUACCAUACACCCAUGACCCACCCAAUAAAAUAGACCCACCAAUCUCUACCAUCUAUCCAUAUCCACAUGCCCCUGCUUUAGUCUGCAGCUGAUAUUUCCUUGAAAAAUAAAAAACAAAUCCUUUUUCAAUUGUAGUACUACUACUAUUUAAUUCAAGUUAUAAGAAACGUAAAAAAGGAUAUAGAUACGAAGGGCUUAUGUCUCCUCAUGGGCACAGCAACAUUAACAAUGUAAGGUUCUAAUUUACCCGAAGAUAAACAGUACUAUGGACUAUGGCCCCUACGACAACGACCAUGAAGAAAAUGCUAGAGCUUGAAGAUGAUCACAGCAAGGACCUUUGAAAUUAUCAAAGCCGUGGCACAAGCCUGGCACUGUCAGUCCGGCAGCUUUAGGGUAACCAACGAAUUCGAUGCCUAUGGCCGAAAUUUCAAAGGUAAGCCUUCCAGGUUCAAGCAUGAAGCUGAGCAAGCCAUCUGUCAAGGUCAGGAACACUAUUGCUACCCCAAAUUGGGACUUCGGGCAGUCACUGUGGGAUUCAUGUGAGAUUCUCACCGUGGCCAAAAAGCUUGAGGCUG